UCUUCCCAACCUAUAAAAACACCAACACACGUUUAAAACCAUCUUCUCCUAAUCCCCUUCCUUCAUAUCCCCCCCUCCCUUCCCUACUACUCUUUCUAAACUUCAUAUAUAUAUACACACACAUAUCAUUCAUAUAUAUUUAUAUCUAUAAUAAUCGUCGUUUGAUCAUGACUACGAUUACUUUACAAAAACUCAUAUCGCAAAUAACAAAACGUUUAUCGGAUCGCAAAUGGCGGUUUAUUCUACUAUUUAUGAUCAUUCCGAUUUCUCUUUUCCUUUUUCUCUCCAUCACCAGCAAUCCUUUGCAAUAUUAUUUAAAUAAUCUCAAACUUAACUCAUCAUUAUUUUUCAACAACAAUAAAAAUAAUAAUAAUCGAAAUAAUCGUCUUUCGGCUAAUAACUCGACUGAUCCUUUAUUAUCCGAAUUACGACGGUCUAGAAUUGCGGUUUGUUUAGUAGGUGGAGCAAGGCGGUUUGAACUGACUGGACCGUCGAUUAUUGAGAAGGUUCUAGAAGAGUAUCCGAAUGCUGACUUGUAUUUAAACAGUCCGUUAGAUUUAAAUUCUUAUAAGUUUUCGUUGCUGAAAUCGGCUCCGAGAAUUGCGGAGAUUAGGAUUUUUAAGCCGGAGAAGAUACCGGAAAGUGAUGCGGCUGUCAGAGUGUUGACGGCGAGUAACUCGCCUAAUGGCAUCCAGGGUUUGUUGCAGUAUUUCAAUCUGGUAGAAGGUUGCUUAACAAUGAUCAAAUCAUACCAACAACAAAACAACUUCACCUACCACUGGAUUAUCCGAACCCGGGUCGACGGGUACUGGUCGACCCGACUCAAACACGACAUGUUCAUCCCAGGACAUUACGUCGUCCCAUCCGGAUCCUCAUACGGCGGUCUCAACGACCGUUUUGGUAUAGGCGACUUCAACACCUCCAUCACCGCCUUGUCGCGUCUCUCAAUGAUCCAAGAACUCGACACCGCCAAACUCCACGAACUCAACUCAGAAUCAUCGUUUCUCUCCCAACUAAGAAUACGAAACGUUUCAUACGUCACAAAACGUGUCCCGUUCUGUGUCGUGUCGGAUCGAACAUAUGAUUUCCCUCCUGGGAAAUUCGGUGUUCCUGUGGCGGCUAUGUCAAGUAAUGGGCCGUUGAGUGGGGCGAAAUGCAGGCCAUGUAAGUCUAGUUUUUCUAGUAAAUGGGCCGAGGGGGUUGUAAAUGGGCUGGAUCGACAAUGGAGUUGGACCGAAAGCAGGAAUGGGACAAUGCAGCUUUGUGAUGGGCAUAAGGAAUGGGAAAAAGGGUGGCAAGAUGUGUUUGAUAAAGCUGUUGGAAAGAAAUUGGUGGUAGAGAGAAAAAGAGUUGAGAAAUUGAAGUUUGAUGAAUGCGUUAAAGAUUUUCAGGUUAUGAAACGGCGAUCGGCGGUUUGGGAUGUGCCGUCGCUGGAGGAAGUUUGUCAGCCUCUUCGAUAGAUUAUAGAUAUAGAAAACAAAACAUUGUCUAUACGUUUUUUUUUCUUUUGAGGGUAAAUAUGGAUUGACACGUCAUUGUUUUUGGAAAUGA
Molecule: messenger RNA, 1551 nt
Organism: Erigeron canadensis
Lineage: Eukaryota; Viridiplantae; Streptophyta; Magnoliopsida; Asterales; Asteraceae
Exons: 2
Coding region: 168-1460 (430 amino acids)
Source: RefSeq, a predicted model, not a curated record